Ctenocephalides felis (cat flea) is the source of this 1064-nucleotide messenger RNA. Its product is annotated as E3 ubiquitin-protein ligase SIAH1-like. Gene Ontology annotation, molecular function: ubiquitin conjugating enzyme binding; zinc ion binding; ubiquitin protein ligase activity. Gene Ontology annotation, biological process: proteasome-mediated ubiquitin-dependent protein catabolic process; multicellular organism development. The coding region runs from base 135 to 1022 and encodes 295 amino acids. The transcript is spliced from 4 exons. Gene Ontology annotation, cellular component: cytoplasm. The record is from RefSeq and is a predicted model, not a curated record. Lineage: Eukaryota; Metazoa; Arthropoda; Insecta; Siphonaptera; Pulicidae.
GAGUGGCUUUAUCUUUGGCAGAGAACGAUUAAAUAGGAGCCAUCUUAUCAAACAUAUUUAAUAUAAAUUUAUAAUAAAUCGUGCAAAGUUUUCAUGUUUUAAUUAAAAUACCGAUUGAGGUAAUACGAAGUACAAUGGUGGAUAAUAAAUUAGCAGGAUUAACAGAGGAAAAGCUACGUGUUUUAGUAAAACAAUGUAACAAAUGCCCGAAAUGUAAUGAAAUUUGUCUAGAGGAUUUUCCCGUUGUUCAAUGUAGUUUGAACCACAGACUUUGCAAGACGUGCUUUUUGGCUUCCAUAAAUGAUCCUUGCUUCCAGUGCACUAAGGGCAGCAAACCAUCCGCUAAUAAAAAAGAUCGGCCAAAGCAGCCAAAUGCCCCAGACAAUUCUUUCCCGAAGGUAAACUGCAAAUAUGCCAGUGACGGAUGCAAAAUCUCAAAAAAGAAGGACAAAAUUAGAUUUCACGAAUCGGAAUGUGUGUUUCAACCACAAGAAUGUCCUGGAAAAUUCACUGAUUUAUUUAAUUGUAACUGGACCGGUAAUUUCAACGCAAUGCCUAGCCAUUUUGCUGAGAAACAUCCAUUAAAUUGGAACAACAUGAGUUACAAACACGAAGCUUACAUAGUCGCCAACCAGUAUAAAAACUUGCAACUAUUCGAGGCUUUUCACAAACAUUUCAUUUAUGUCUUCAAACAUGUUAAAGAAUCUAACAAAGCUUAUUUCUAUAUAGCUUUAUUAGGCUCCGAAGAAAACGCUAAAAAAUUUUGCUUUGAAAUGGAAUUUUUUGUCCCUGAUGACCCAGUGAGCUUAUUGAAAUUUCGGGAAGUUUGUGUAACAGCAAACACUCCGGUGAAAGAUAUUAUUGAUAAAGAAAAAUGUGUUGUUUUAUCUGAUGCGUUACGUUUAAGAUACACACAUAAGAAUAAAUUGUAUUAUAGAUUUUGGGUUAAAACCACUGAAGUGUUUUCUAAUAAGGCAGCUCCGGCACCGACAACAAAACCUAAACUAAAAGAAGUAGACUGAACAUUUAUGAUAAUUUUAUUACAUUUUUCAUUUUAGGCUUGU